Messenger RNA from Microtus ochrogaster (prairie vole), 636 nucleotides. Its product is annotated as C-type lectin domain family 2 member E-like. Lineage: Eukaryota; Metazoa; Chordata; Mammalia; Rodentia; Cricetidae. The record is from RefSeq and is a predicted model, not a curated record. Gene Ontology annotation, cellular component: external side of plasma membrane. Gene Ontology annotation, molecular function: natural killer cell lectin-like receptor binding.
GUUGAAGAAGCAUCCAUGUGUAUGCUAAAGAGAGACCUCAUUACGCCAGACAGCCUGCAAGAGGUAAAAAUAGGUAAAAAGCUCCAAGGAAAAUGUCUCAGAAAUGUCUCCCCCGAGUCUCCUGUUAAGCUUUACUGCUGCUAUGUAGUGAUCAUGGUUCUCACUGUAGCUGUAAUUGCACUCGUGAUUGCUUUGUCAGUGAGCAAAGAAAACACAGCCAUUUCAGGAUCUGGACCUUACUAUUCCACAUGCCCAAAUGACUGGAUUGGAUUUGGAAACAAAUGUUUUUACUUUUCUGAAGAUGUAAGAAAUUGGACAUUCAGUCAGACCUACUGCAUGGCACUAGAGGCCCAUCUUGCUCUAUAUGAUAGCCUUGAGGAACUGAAUUUCCUGAAGAGAUACAAGGGAGCUUCUGACCACUGGAUCGGCCUUCACAGAGAGUCAUCAGAGCACCCUUGGACAUGGACAGACAACACUGAAUAUAACAACUUGGUUCUCACCCAAGGAAGCAGAGAAUAUGCUUACCUGAAUGACAGUGGGAUCAGCAGUGCCAAAAACUACACACCUAAGAAGUGGAUUUGUAGCAAGUACAGCAAAUAUACUUUACAAUGCCCAGAAAUUUUAAACCCAGGAUAG